AUGUUCAAUGAAGAGGAGGAGAUGGCAGAUGUGCCCAUUGAGCAAGAUCGAACACCACGGCCUUCUAAAAAAUGGUCGUGGAUGUGGGAAUAUUUCACUAAAAUUCCUGGUGAUCAUGUGAACCCUCAAGCAAGAUGUAACCAUUGUGGGCAAUUUUGUGGUUGUCAUUCGAAGAAGCAAGGUACCAGUGUAUUGAUAGCACAUCUUACUGGUUGCCAGCAGUAUAAAAUUACGAAGGGAUUGGCAGCCACUGGCAUUGAUCAAACCAAGUUGAGUUACGAAACUCAAAUGGCAACUGAUGCUAGCAGAUCACAUGUUAAGAAGCUUAUAAUCUCUCAAUAUAGUGAAAAGAUGUUGCGGGAAUUACUUGCAGAGAUGAUCAUUACUGAUGAGAUGCCUUUUACCACAGUUGACAAGAAAGGCCUCAACAAAUUUGUGCGCUGUCUUGAGCCACAUUUUCCCAUGCCUUCACAGUAUACGGUUAUGCGUGAUUGUUUAAAGUGA
This is a messenger RNA of Carya illinoinensis, 504 nucleotides long. Its product is annotated as zinc finger BED domain-containing protein 4-like. Lineage: Eukaryota; Viridiplantae; Streptophyta; Magnoliopsida; Fagales; Juglandaceae. The transcript has a single exon. The record is from RefSeq and is a predicted model, not a curated record. Bases 1 to 504 code for a protein of 167 amino acids.